Messenger RNA from Eubalaena glacialis (North Atlantic right whale), 441 nucleotides. Its product is annotated as calmodulin-like. The transcript has a single exon. The coding region runs from base 1 to 441 and encodes 146 amino acids. NCBI's taxonomy places the organism in Eukaryota, Metazoa, Chordata, Mammalia, Artiodactyla, Balaenidae. Gene Ontology annotation, molecular function: enzyme regulator activity; calcium ion binding. The record is from RefSeq and is a predicted model, not a curated record.
AUGGCUAAGCAGCUAUCCAAAGAGCAGAUGGCCGAGUUCAAGGAGGCCUUCGACAGAUUCGACAAGGACAAAGACGGUGCCAUCAACAUCCAGGAGCUGGACGCCGUGAUGCAGGAGCUGGGCCUGAACCCGUCGGAGGCCGCACUGAAGCUGCUCGUCACCAGGGUGGAUGCGGACGGGAAUGGCGUCAUCAGCUCCCAGGAGUUCCUGGCAGUGAUAGCCAAGGGGGUUCAGGCCAGAGAGGACGACCUGAGGACAGCCUUCCACGCCUUCGACCUGGAUGGCAACGGCCACAUCAGCGUGGAUGAGCUCAAGCAGGCCAUGGCCCGGCUGGAGGGGGUGUCCCAGGAGGAGCUGGUCGUCAUGAUCCGGGGGGCUGACGUGGACCAGGACGGGCAGAUGAACUACGAGGAGUUCGUGCGCGUCCUCACCCAGAAGUGA